This is a messenger RNA of Zasmidium cellare ATCC 36951, 510 nucleotides long. RefSeq lists its product as uncharacterized. The record is from RefSeq and is a predicted model, not a curated record. NCBI's taxonomy places the organism in Eukaryota, Fungi, Ascomycota, Dothideomycetes, Mycosphaerellales, Mycosphaerellaceae. The transcript has 2 exons. The coding region runs from base 1 to 510 and encodes 169 amino acids.
AUGGCAUCAAGUUCCGAUCACGACCACCAUCAUCAUGACCUCGAGCACCCACCACCGGACGACUGGAAGAACUCAGGCGUACGAGUCAUACCUUCGGACUCUCUCGAUGGCAACACGCCUCAGACGCCUGGUAUGGAUCGAAAAGCGGCGAUCAACUUCGCCAGAGUCGGCGCCCAGAAACUCUGGGCCGGCACCGUACACAUCCACGCCAACGCCAAAACCGGAGCACAUCAUCAUGGACAUCUCGAAUCGGUCAUCUACGUCUUGAAGGGCAAGGCACGAAUGCGAUGGGGCGAUAAGCUGCAGUUUACCGCAGAGGCUGGACCAGGCGACUUUAUCUACGUUCCCCCAUGGGUGCCGCACCAGGAGAUCAACGCGAGCGAGGACGAGAAGCUGGAGUGUGUUUUGAUGAGGUCGGAUAGCGAGGCUGUGGCUGUCAAUCUGCCGGAUGUGGAACCUAUCGAGGCGCCCGAGACGGUCAAGUGGAUUGAUCCGACGCAUCCUGAGUAG